AUGGCGUCCAACAUCUACUUAGUCCGCCAGCGCAUCAGCCGGCUCGGCCAGAGGAUGUCCUCCUUCCAGCUCAACCUCAGCCCGCUCAAGGAGCCGCUGGGCUUCAUCAAGGUUCUCGAGUGGGUUGCUUCUAUCUUUUCUUUUGCCACAUGUGGAGGUUUUAAGGGAAAAACAAGUAUUCUAGUUUCUUGUGCUAAAGAAAACCAAACGGUUUCAGCAGCUUUUGCUUAUCCAUUCAGGUUGAAUCAGGCAUCAUUUCAGUCAUCUACACAACAUAAUGUGUGUGACAUAGACUGGAGUAAAUAUGUCCUUAUUGGAGAUUAUGCGUCUUCUGCACAGUUCUAUGUUACAUUUGCAGUCUUUGUCUUCCUGUACUGCAUUGCUGCUCUUCUGCUUUAUCUCGGUUACACAAACUUGUAUCGGGAUAAUCGAAAACUUCCCAUGAUUGACUUUAUCAUUACUCUUGUGGCAACUUUUUUGUGGCUGGUGAGCACGUCAGCCUGGGCUAAAGCUCUUACAGAUAUUAAAAUUGCUACUGGCCACAAUAUAGUCGGGGAGCUUGACCAAUGUGUUGGUCAUAACGUGAAGUGUAAUUUUGACUCUGUGACUAGUAUGGGAUCCCUAAAUGUAUCUGUGAUCUGUGGCUUUCUGAAUUUGAUACUUUGGGGAGGAAAUGCAUGGUUUGUGUACAAGGAGACCAACUUACACAGUCCAUCAGAUGCAACUGCUUCCCAAAGCCAAGGAGGUGGCCCACCUCCCACCGGAGUCUAAUGCAAGGGAGAAAUACACUGGAUGAAAAAUAUGUCUAUACUAUUGACCUGUUGCCAACAUCUUGAAAACCAUUAUUUGUUUCUAAUAAAGUAAUGGCUUUUUCAAUAAAUUGGUGGGUUAAAAUUUUGCUGCUUUUUUAAAUAAAGCCUGUGCCUUUCCUAAAAAUUAAAGAUGUAAAUGUAUUCUCACGUGUAAAAUUCAGGGUCUGUUAUGAGGUGAUACACAAUUUUAAAUGAAUGGUAAUUUCUUCACUGAGUUGUUUGCCUUCUAAAGUGUUUACACCCUAAGCCUUAACAUGUACCUUCGCUCAGAACAGAAUUAUAUUGUCAUAUCGUAAUAGGAAGAAAAUCGCUAUUUGGUAUAUACACUACUGUAAGUUUGUAUAGAUCAUAUACUUAAAACUUAUCUUUGUUUUAAAAAGCCUUAAUUACAGAAGUCAUAUUUAGGGGGGAAAAAAGCUUAAUUCGGAACUUAUAUCUGACCAUUGUUUAUGUUACAAUUUUUUUUUUCAAUUGCAAACACUGGGUGUAUGUUUUAUUGCUGUUUUUCUAAAUGACCUACAGUACCGAUGGUGUAGUAAAAUUGUUUGGGGAGCGGAGUUUGGAAAUUUCUAAUAGAUGUACAGUUGAUUUAGUACUUCUGUUGCAUGAGAUUCCAUUAUGUUGGUUUUGCUGCAUAAAUAGAACAUGUUCCAAGUAGAUCUUUUGAUAUGUAUGGGCAUUACUCUUAAUGAUGUUUGCUAUACUGUGUUGUUCUUGCUACAUAAAUGCAGGCUGAAAUCUGGUCUUGCAGAUAGAGUACAAUGAUCCGACUUUUUUUGUUUUUAGAUCCUGUUGGUAGGGUUAAAAAAAAAAUACAGGCUUGUUCUUUCCAGCUUGUGUUCUACCUUGAGCACCUCUUGUUUCCACUCUGGAGAAGCCCAUGUUUGCUCUUGCACGCAGAUGUAUUCCUCUUUCUCUCCCCUCACAUCUUUCUAAUUCAUUCAAUAAAAACUACCUUCUUGCUUCACUAAAAAAAAGAGAGAGAAGAAAGAAAUUAUGAUUGCCUUAUACUUUUGAACAUAAAUCAGCAUUUAAAUUCAAUGACGUUGCUAUUUUUAGUUAGCAUUGAUAUUGUGAAAAUGAGAUUCAAAUUUUGUUUCUUAAUGUUCAUUCUUACUUUACUAAAGGAUAAUUAAGGAAUUAUGCAUUGUUAAGGGGAACGUCAGUGAGCUAUUUGGGGUGCACUGUAUUUGCACACACAUUUGGAUUUAUUCUGAAUUGUAGGCUUAUUCACUUGCUUUUUUUGUUGUACAGGGCAAGAUUUCCUGUUCUUAAGACAUGGUUGUUUAUAUGUGAAGCGUCUCUUGUUAUUGCCUCAUUUUUGUUGCUUUUGUUAAUGACAAGAAUUGUCAGUAUGAAAAUGUGUAUCUUUUAUGCAACAACUUAAUAAAAAAGUUUAAAAAGUG
This is a messenger RNA of Sorex fumeus (smoky shrew), 2218 nucleotides long. RefSeq names its product synaptophysin like 1 (gene SYPL1). Lineage: Eukaryota; Metazoa; Chordata; Mammalia; Eulipotyphla; Soricidae. Gene Ontology annotation, cellular component: synaptic vesicle membrane; synaptic vesicle. The transcript has 6 exons. The record is from RefSeq and is a predicted model, not a curated record. Bases 1 to 771 code for a protein of 256 amino acids.